Angiostrongylus costaricensis is the source of this 2322-nucleotide messenger RNA. NCBI's taxonomy places the organism in Eukaryota, Metazoa, Nematoda, Chromadorea, Rhabditida, Metastrongylidae. The record is from the annotation of a GenBank genome assembly.
AUGACAUUCCAAUUCCAACUGGAAGCAGGAACCAUUGUCACAGAUGUACCAAUUUCAGUUCGCGGAUUACGUGUAUGUUCACGAAAACAUUACGUCUUCACCUCCACAGCUGUACUACAACGAGUACACAUGCCUGCAGAUAGAAAUUGUAUAGAUCGAUGCGCAGAGAAUUUAUCCUUUUGUAAAACUGCCGUUUUUACUCCAUAUAGUGAUAAGUCUAUGGGAGUCUGCACAUUGUUUUCGGAGAGCAGUCUUGAACAUCCAGCAGCACUUCAUCCAGAUUCCGCUAUAGAACCGGUGUCGACUGUUCACGAAUUUCUGGAAGUGUGUUCGGAAUUUUCUAUAUCCGAACUUAUUCACAAAAUUUCUACGAUUCAUCGAAGAAGGUUAGAAGCCAGUAAAGGGAAUAUGGAAGUGCCAGAGCAAGAUGUGCGAUCAGAUGCUUCUUUUCCAGACAGGGAUCGAUUUGAUGAUGAAACAUCAGUCCGCUUAAUUGCAGAUCGAUAUGCAUACCCCAUUGCUUGUCCCCCGUCUUAUUCGCAAGUUACUCACUCAGCAUGGAGUGAAUGGAGCACGUGUUCACAAACCUGCGGCCCUGGUGUAACAAAGAGAUACUGCUUAGGAGUUGGUUGUCCUGGUUCAUCAGUAAAGCCGUGCGUUCUUGUUGCUGUAUGUCAGGAAUGGACAAGAUGGACGGCUUGGAGCAUGUGUUCGGUCACUUGUGGAGAAGGUGAACGAAGGAGAACUAGAGAGUGCAUAGGUGGACGUGACUGUCCUGGCGUUAGCAUGACAGUGGAGACAUGUUCAUCAUUUCCGUGUCCAUCUUGGACGAAUUGGGGACCUUGGGAGGGAUGUAGUGUGACCUGUGGGCAAGGCCACGAUAGAAGGAGUAGAAUAUGUCAGAUACUUUUGCUUACAACUUACCAGUUAGAUGCGGGGUUUAUUGCACAGCUCAAUGAGAAGCUAUUCACGCAGAAAGAUGUUACUUCAAAACCUUUCCUCGGACCAUUCGGGCUGCCCUCUAUUCCUCUGUCACGGUCACGCACAAGAAAAUGUGAGAAUGGGAAAUGCGAAGGAGCAUCUGAUGAGCGACUUUUGUGCAAUCAACAGGAUUGUCCGAAAUGGACGGAAUGGACGUCAUGGACUGUCUGUGCAAACAAAUGCGAUGAGGACACGUAUCGAAUAAGGAGCAGGAUUUGCAUGUAUGGUGGAGCUCCUCAUACGGGAUGUGAAGGCCCUGCUCAGGAUCAGUCUUACUGUCCUACACGCUUCUGUCCUAUUUGGUCAGAUUGGACAGAAUGGAUGCGAACAUGUGAAAGCGGGAGAGAUUGUCCAGGGUCAAGUCGAGAGAUACGUUUCUGUCAGCUGAUAAGUUGUCCAUAUUGGGACCAGUGGAUGGAUUGGAGUGGCUGCUCCGUCACAUGUGGUAUUGGCGUCUGCGAGCGUCGAAGACGGUGUGUUACCGAUGAUCUUUUGAAUUUACCAAAUCUGGAUGAGUUCGAUGAGGCUUUUUUCGAGAUGGAUUCCGAAAAAGCAAAGUCAGUUCUCAUUGCUCGUUCGCGGUCUGACGUUUUAAAUCCGGCCAAUCGUAGUUACACAAUCGAGGAUGUUGCAAGACGAGCUCCUGUACGAACGGCUAUGGAUAAUAGCGGCACAUGCACUGGUUCAGAUGUGGAAAGGAAAUCGUGUGAUGCCGGUAGAGAGUAUACGCUGAUCAACUCCUUGCUAGUCCAUGUUGCUCAUGGAAUUCGUGGAGUGAGUGGUCAUCAUGUACUGGAUGUGGCUCGCAAACAGUAUCCAGACGAAGUCGAGUAUGUCAAGUCGCUGAAUCGAAUUCCAUUUUUCCGUUCUCUUCAUCGCAGAGGCACACAAAUGGUGAUUGGAAGUGGCGCCAUGCGAAAUCCAGGUAACAUUCACGUUAUAGACGCUCAAAGAGCAGUGGUCGUUGUUGUCGUCGUUGUUGUCGUUGUUGUUAUUGCUCUUAUUGCUGUGGUUGUUGUUGUUGUUGCUGUUGCUGCUGUUGUCAUUGUUGUUGUUGUUGUUGUUGCUCGAUGGCUAACGUUUCGGCCAUUUCGAGGAGCCGACAGUGCUGUGAUGGCCCUUCCGUUGAAAUACGAUCGUGUGAAUGUGAACAAAAGCAGUCAUGUGAAUGGACAGAGUGGAGUGAAUGGUGUGGCUGCCUACGGUGUCGGAGAGGUAGAGAAACAAGACGUAGGUUCUGCGAACGCGAAAGUACCCACGUCUUUGCGAAAUAUCCAAUUCACAAGUGUAGCUGUGCUGGUCGAGAUAACGAAGAAAGAGAAUGUGUCGUGGAACCGGUAG